Helianthus annuus (common sunflower) is the source of this 3490-nucleotide messenger RNA. Its product is annotated as calcium-transporting ATPase 12, plasma membrane-type-like. The coding region runs from base 50 to 3100 and encodes 1016 amino acids. Gene Ontology annotation, molecular function: ATP hydrolysis activity; ATP binding; P-type calcium transporter activity. The record is from RefSeq and is a predicted model, not a curated record. Gene Ontology annotation, biological process: calcium ion transmembrane transport. Lineage: Eukaryota; Viridiplantae; Streptophyta; Magnoliopsida; Asterales; Asteraceae. Gene Ontology annotation, cellular component: intracellular membrane-bounded organelle; membrane. The transcript has a single exon.
UCUUCCAACUGAGAAAAAUUUUCCCUCUUCUUUUGAAAAUUUUCGAAAAAUGGUUGCUGAAAUCGCUUCCCAAUGCGAUAUUCGAGCAUUGGUAUAUAACAUAAGCACGUUAACACUCACAAAAGCUCAAAAACGAUGGCGUUUAGCUUACUUCUCUAUACACUUCUCAAACACUAUGUUAUCCUUUGGAAAAGUUUCCAAGAAGCUAGCUCGUUACCCGAUUUCGGAGAUAGUAGCAUCUUCAUCAUACACCUCUCUUAAAAUCAACCCACCCGUUAUCAAUCCUGAUGACCAUAGUGAACGAUUUUCAAGCAUUGACCAGGUUGACCUUGCCAACGUGGUCAAAAGCAAAGAUCUUGAGCUCCUUCACACCUUUAACGGUGUCACGGGUUUAGCUAAAUCUCUUCACACCACUCUUGAUAAUGGCAUUAUCACACAAGAUAUUGAGGAAAGAAAGAUCACAUUUGGUUCCAAUACAUACCAAAAACCGCCCCUCAAAGGGCUCGUUUAUUUUAUGGUGGAAGCUUUUAAAGACACCACCAUAAUCAUACUGCUAGCAUGUGCCGUCCUUUCUUUAGGCUUUGGUAUCAAAGAGGAAGGAGCUAAAGAAGGGUGGUAUGAAGGUGGUAGCAUCUUUGUGGCAGUUAUUCUAGUUAUUAUUGUGUCGGCGGUUAGUAACUUCCGACAAGAAAAACAGUUUGAUAAUUUGUCGAAAAUUAGCAAUAAUAUAAAAAUAGAUGUUAUAAGAGAAGGAAGGAGGCAAAAGAUUUCUAUUUUCGAUGUCGUGGUGGGCGAUGUUGUAAUUCUUAACAUUGGUGAUCAAAUUCCGGCUGACGGGUUGUUCAUAGACGGGCAUUCUUUGCUAGUUGAUGAAUCGAGUAUGACGGGUGAGAGUGAUCAUAUAGAUAUUGAUGCCAUCAGGCAUCCGUUUUUAUUCUCGGGUUCAAAAGUGGCUGACGGGCAUGGUCAGAUGCUUGUGAUAUCAGUCGGGAUGAACACCGCAUGGGGCAAGAUGAUGAGCUCGAUAACCGGUGAUUCUGAUGAGCAAACACCACUACAAUCCCGUCUUAAUAAACUAACUUCCUCGAUCGGGAAAGUAGGCCUUGCGGUUGCUUUUCUUGUUCUUGUAGUUAUGUUAAUACGUUAUUUCACUGGGAACACGGAAGAUGAGGACGGGAACCGUGAGUAUAACGGGAAACGCACUAGUACAAACGAAAUACUUAACUCAGUGACACGGAUUUUUGCGGCGGCCGUAACGAUAGUCGUGGUGGCAAUCCCAGAAGGCCUGCCGUUAGCCGUCACACUCACGCUUGCUUACUCUAUGAAGAGAAUGAUGGCUGAUCAAGCCAUGGUUAGGAAGUUAUCUGCCUGUGAAACCAUGGGUUCCGCCACUGUUAUAUGCACCGAUAAAACCGGUACUUUAACCAUGAAUCAAAUGAAAGUCACAAAGUUUUGGCUUGGUUUUGAUCUCAUUGAAGAUGAUUCUUCCAAUGUAAUUGACCCCAAAGUCCUUGAGCAUUACCAUCAGGGAGUCGGCUUAAACACUACCGGUAGCGUUUACAAAUCCGUUUCAGGAGCCGAAACCACACCAGAAUAUUCAGGAAGUCCUACAGAAAAAGCAAUACUUUCAUGGGCUGUUACAAAUUUGGGUAUGGAUAUGGAAAAACUGAAAAAAGAUUCUACAAUUGUUCAUGUGGAAACCUUUAAUUCCGAGAAGAAACGAAGUGGUGUUUCGGUUAUGAACAAAAAAGAUAACACUAUACAUGUCCACUGGAAAGGAGCAGCUGAGAUGGUACUAGCAAUGUGUUCAAAUUAUUAUCAGAAGAGCGGGAUGAAAAAGCCGAUAAACCAUGAAGAGAAGACACAGUUUGAGAAUAUAAUUCAAGGGAUGGCUGCAAGUAGCCUCAGGUGCAUUGCCUUUGCCCAUAAGGAAGAUGAUACACUAAGUGAAGAAGGGUUGACUUUGCUCGGUAUAAUCGGGAUCAAGGACCCGUGUAGACCAGGGGCAAAACUGGCAAUCGAUGCAUGCAGGUCUGCAGGGGUCGAGAUUAAGAUGAUAACCGGAGACAAUGUUUUCACAGCAAAAGCCAUAGCCACAGAAUGUGGGAUACUUAAACCCGGUCAACAAGUCAACAAAGAAGAAGUAAUAGAAGGUGAACAAUUUCGUAAUUUCACAGACGAUGAGAGAAUGGAAAAGGUUGAAAACAUCAAAGUAAUGGCAAGAUCAUCUCCAUUUGACAAGCUCUUAAUGGUUCAGUGUUUAAAAAAGAAAGGUCAUGUGGUUGCGGUCACAGGUGACGGUACAAACGAUGCACCGGCUCUAAAAGAAGCAGACAUUGGACUUUCAAUGGGGAUUCAAGGGACCGAAGUAGCUAAGGAAAGCUCAGACAUUGUCAUUUUAGAUGACGAUUUCGGUUCUGUUGCCACUGUGUUAAGGUGGGGUCGAUGUGUGUACAACAACAUCCAAAAGUUCAUUCAGUUUCAACUUACAGUAAAUGUUGCAGCUCUUGUAAUCAACUUCGUUGCAGCUGUUUCUGCUGGUGACGUUCCCUUAACCGCGGUUCAACUAUUGUGGGUUAACCUAAUUAUGGACACUUUAGGUGCUUUGGCACUUGCUACUGAACGGCCCACUAACGAACUCAUGGAUCAUCCGCCAGUGGGGCGAGUUGCACCGCUUAUAACAAAUGUUAUGUGGAGGAACCUAUUGGCACAAUCUAUGUACCAGAUAACAGUUCUUUUGACUUUUCAGUUCAGAGGUAAAUCAAUAUUUAACGUAGACGAGAGGGUGAAGAAUACUAUUAUCUUCAAUACAUUUGUUUUCUGCCAAGUGUUCAAUGAAUUCAACUCAAGGAAACUGGAGAAGCAGAAUGUGUUUGAAGGUCUUCACAAGAAUCGGUUAUUUAUGGGGAUUAUUGGGGUGACAGUUAUUCUUCAGAUUGUGAUGGUGGAGGUCCUAAAGGAUUUUGCAGAUACAGAGAAAUUGAAUUGGGGACAAUGGGGAAUUUGUAUAGCAAUUGCAGCGUUAUCAUGGCCCAUUGGUUGGAUUGUGAAGUUGAUACCAGUACCAGAUAGACCAUUUCUAAGCUAUAUUAGAGCGUGAAUUUAGUUGUGUGUGUGUGUGGGGGGGGGGGGGGGGGGGUGUUUGUUUAAGUUGUCAUUCUUUAUAAGUUUAGAAAUAUAUCUUAUUUUUUAAAUUGAUUCAUCCUAGGCAUUAGGUAUUAUGUAAUUGUUUGGUGUUAACUCAUUAUUUAUCAAAAUUAAUGUUACUUUCUGUAAUAUAUAAAUACACAGACUAUAUUAAUCACUCUUGCAUAGAUUAGUUUAGUGUAAAAAAUAAAAAUCCUGGUCCAUCACUGGCUAUAUAAAAGAACGGGUUCAUAACAGAAGUGACGUGAAAGGCAGCAAAACUACUUAUUUGUGGCCUGUCAAUUGAUUAUUUAACUCUCUUUACAGAAAAAAAAAAAAAAAAAAAAAAAAAAAAAAAAAAAAA